AUGCAACCUACAACUAGCAGUAUAAGCCAAACAACUAAGAACACCACAAGCACAAUCAACGUCACACAGGGCACAUCUGCUGCAGCAGCUGCACCAACAAAACUAAAUAAUCGUUCAAGAAGGAAGAAGCCCAAAGAGCAAAUGCUGACAUCACAACAACAACAUUCGGAGGAAGGCGAUUCGUCACCUAAUGUCAACAAAACCAAAGAUGAUAACCUAGCGGAAACUGGCUGCGUGCGUUACGGCAAGUGCAAAUGGUUCAAUGUAGCCAAAGGUUGGGGUUUCAUUACACCAAACGAUGGCGGGCAGGAGGUAUUUGUCCAUCAGAGUGUCAUAAAAAUGGCCGGCUUUCGGUCGUUGGGUGAGCAAGAGGAAGUGGAAUUUGAGUGCCAACUAACUGAACGAGGCCUGGAAGCGACACGUGUCAGCGGCAGCAAAGGACUUGACUGCACUGGUAGUACCUUUCGACCGCGAACAAAAAAACGGCGGCGCGUACGUUGCUAUAAUUGCGGUAAAUUCGCUAACCACAUCGCAUCUUUGUGCCCGCAGGAGCCACAACCGAAACGCUGCCACAUAUGCAAAUCCGAAUCACAUUUCUUUGCCGAUUGUCCAAUGCGGCUGGGAUUAACUACUACUGCUGAAGCAGAGGGAACUUCACAUGACGAUAAAAGCCAGAGUGGUGAUGCAGCAACGUGA
Molecule: messenger RNA, 696 nt
Organism: Anastrepha obliqua
Lineage: Eukaryota; Metazoa; Arthropoda; Insecta; Diptera; Tephritidae
Gene: lin-28
Product: protein lin-28 homolog
Exons: 4
Coding region: 1-696 (231 amino acids)
Molecular function (GO): nucleic acid binding; zinc ion binding
Source: RefSeq, a predicted model, not a curated record